CCUGUGAAGAGCGGCGCUUUCCGAUCACUCCGGUUUUUGAAGAAAUAUGGCGGAUGUUGAGCUAACAAAAGCUUUGAAGGAUCUACCGAAUCGAGCUCAGACCGCCAGCAAGAAGGAGCGGCGUGAGAUUCUGCAAAAUGUCGUCAGCGUAUUGUCAAAUCCCGGCAUCAAUGACAAAAUUGUUAAUGGAAUCUGUAAAGUGGUAUCACUUACCUUACAUAGAUACAAAGAUAGUGCUUCUCAGUCCUACGUGAGGAAUCUGAUUGUGGAAUUAAUUAAGCAACAACCAGAAGCUACUAUCAAACAUAUGACAACUGUAAUUUCAGAGCAAGCUACUUGGCAUAAGAAUGUGGUUCCGACCUUAAAUACUGCUCUAACUGCGUAUAUUGCAUUGAAGUGGUCAACUUUACUCAUUUUCCAUGGAUAUAAUGAACACCAUGUAACACAGAUGGAUGAGUCUUUAGCAAAGCUCAUUGAAGCACAGGCUAAUUUAUCUGCCGCAGCUCUAGCGUCCGCAGAUAAAAAACUCACCAACAAGGUGUACACAUUACUCGCGCAUGAAUGGGUAGCCAUUGCAAAUAUAGAAACUUAUGCGGGACAUUUAACAAAAUUGGAGCUUGGCAACGGUGUAAUUAUUCUAGCCAGUUUACUUACGAGAUAUUUAGUUACUACAAAGAGAAGUGAUUUGGUGGAACAACUGAAGACAAACAUGAUAGACGUUUUUAUAAAAGUGACGAUUAGUUGUAAGAAGAAACCAGAUUUGUAUGUAGUCGAUGCAGCUGUGCCACUUCUUCGGAGAUUAACUCACGAGGAAUUUAAAACUCAAUUACUUCCCGCUUUACAAAAAGCUAUGUUGCGAAACCCAGAAAUUAUAAUUGAAUCGGUCGGUCAUAUUUUAAAUGGAUUAAGUCUUGACUUGAGCCAAUAUAGUCAAGAGAUAAGUAAAGGAUUAUUUGCCAAUCUGCAUUCUAAGGAAGAUUUGGUCCGGGAUGAGGCGGUCGAGGCAUGUCGUAAGCUCGCUUUACAAUGUUCCGAUACAACGGCUUUGGAAACGCUGUUGUCAUCCGUAUUUGCGGUGUUUCAUGGAUCGGAAGGCAAACUCACGGUUGCGACGCAUAAGAUCUCCGUGCUGCAAGGAGCUGGCAACCUCAGCUACAACGUGGCAUCAGGCAGCAGUGUCCAGAAACUAGCCGAAACGGCCUGCGAGCAUUUCGUCAAAGUGCUCGAGACAGAAGUUCACGAGAAGACAUUGAUACAUGCUCUCGAAAUGAUGGCACUGUGGUCCAAGAAAUUCUCUACUACCGUAUCAAAAAUCGUCGUGGAUGCCUUUAAGAAAGGCAUGGCGGCGAAAACGUCCACCGCUGCAGUGCGUACUGCCUACAUCAAGUUGUUCUUCUCGACUCCCGUCGCUUCGUAUUCCGGAGUAAUAGCACCGAUUCUUGCACAGGCGAUAACCAGAGCUAUGCAGCAAUGCGCGCAACCAGCGGCGGUGACUGAAGGUUUGGUCGCUUCGUAUUUGCUACUCAAGUUCGUAUUAGCUGAUCAAGUAGAGAAUGACAAACAGAGCGUGCUGUGGAACGCUAUAGAUGAACAGAUAUUCUUCUCCGAAAAAUUUUUAUCGACGUGCAGCGACGAUAUUUUAUAUCAUCUCAUGUUACUUUGUGAACGUCUUAUCACUGAAUUUUCCGACAAAUUGAAUGAGAAAGCUUUAACUGGAAUUCAUCGAGCAAUCGUAUCUUGCGCCACUGCCCCAAAUUCCGCAACGAGACAACGGUGUUUACCCUUAGUCAAGAAGAUUAUGACCGGUUUGAGUACAUACGCGCCAGCACAGGCAUUGUUAACAGAAUUUAAUAAAUUUUUGGAAAAUGUCAAGAUCAAGUCAGAAUCAGAUAAAGAGAACAAGGAAGAAACUUCAAUGGGAGAGAUUACUGGCAGAUGUCUCGCGGAUGGAUUAUUCGCUAUAUGCUCGGGCUCCUUUUUAUUUGAAACACCCUCCUAUCAGAUGACUAGGGAUGCUUUGCUGCCAUCUCAUCAUCCGGCGUUGCUCAAAGCCGUACCAAACUUAUGGUUCAAAAUCGCUAAGAAUUACAAUCUCGUACCAAAGGAUUUCUUACGUAGCUACAGCAAUGAAGUAAGGAAAAUGUUAAUCCAGAAUUAUAAACCAGUGCCGACCUAUGAAAAUGCACUUAUAAGAAUUGUAUCACUUGCACCGGAUGCUUUUCUACCUGCGCUAGUGUCGAACGUUACGAGCAAGCUGGACGAUCCAGAAAUCUUGCGAGUUACCAAGGACGAAUAUUUCACGUAUCUCACACCAGAAGGAGAGCUUUAUGAUAAGAGCGUGUUACCUGUUAAUGACGAGAACGAUAUCCUUAAUUCUAUGAAUAUGAAGAGAGAAAGUAAAGUCUAUUCGUUCAAGGAGCAGCAAGAGGAACUUCAAUUACGGCGCGAGUUAUACGAGAAACGAAAGAGAGAGGGAAAGAUAAAAGAACCAAAAUUGACACCCAAACAGGAAGAGACUAUAAAGGCACAAAUCGCGAAAGAGAAUGGUAUUCGUAAGAGAUUAACCGAAUUGAAAGCUAAGAUAGACAAUACUGUGUCCUUAGUGACAUGCUCGAUACGCGGUAAUCAACAAGAAUUGUCUUUGUACUUAAAGGAUCUUUUACCACCUAUUUUAAAAAAUUUGGGCUCUCCAUUGGCGGCUCCCGAAAUGUCGGAACUUUAUAUAUCUCUUCGCCAAACAGUGACGCUAGAUAACAGCGCGACUCUAGGUGAUCUCAUUGCUCACGUUACGUUGCGGCAAUUGCAGCCGCAAUGUGAUUUGGACCAAGCCUGGGAAGAGGAAAAUCUAGAUGUUGCAGUUAAAAGAACACUGAAUCUUAUACACGGAGUGACGAUCAAGAAGAAGGAACUGUUCACAGCGCCGGCGUUCUGCUACGUUUUCCCCUUCAUAAGGAAGACUCUGACGUCAUAUAAGGACGAGGGCAUGAUUGUGCAAGGAUUGCAAUUGAUUCAGGAACACGCCAAGCAGAGAGGUAGCACUACCGAUCUAAAAGAUCUUAGGCAUCCCAGACUCCUACCGCGCAAACAGAUGUUCGAUUUACUCAUCGAGCUUAUGGAGACCACCACGAGCCGAGUGCAGUCUCAUGCGGUAGCGACCUUGCUCGACGUUGCGCAAUCCGGUAGCGGUCAACCAGGUACCGCGAUCGCCACUAGCGAGGAUAUAGACUCGUUGAUCGGCGCUUUGCAGAAUUCAUUACCGACCGUGAGGGAUGCAGCGCUCAGAGGCUUGACGGUGAUAUGGCAGGCUUUUCCGUCUCAAAAGGAAGAUCAGGAUCAGCUCGACAGGCUCACCAGAAGAGUAUGGAUUGCUCGAUUCGACGUGAACGACGAGAACAAAAUUCUUGCCAACGAACUAUGGAACACAGCUGACUUUACCGCGCAAGCGGAGGCUCUCUGCGAGGAGCUGAUCCAGGACAUUGCCCAUCCGGUCGAGCCGGUGCAACAAGCGGCGGCUCACGCGCUGGCCCAGAGCUUGGCCAACGUGCCACAUCUGACGCCGACCGUGUUGGACAACUUGUUGCAGCUGUAUCAGGAGAAGCUGGCCAUGAUUCCGCCGAAACUGAACGAUUUCGGUCGUGUUAUCGAACAGCCGAUCGACACGUGGGGCCCGCGGCGCGGAGUGGCGCUCGCUCUCGCGCAAAUAGCGCCGCUUCUCACCGCCGACACGGUGCACCGACUCAUUCAAUUCUUCGUCCUGACCGGGCUCGGCGACCGAAAUCAAUCCGUACGCACCGAAAUGCUCACAGCCGCCGUCGCGGCGGUCGACCUUCACGGCAGCGCAAAUAUAACGUCGCUGCUGCCGGUCUUCGAGGACUUCAUGGACAAGGCGCCGAAGAUCGGGAGUUUCGAUUCGAUCAAGCAAUCGGUGGUAAUCCUCAUGGGAUCUCUGGCAAGACACUUGGACAAAAAUGAUCCGCGAAUCAAGCCCAUCGUGAUGCGCCUCAUCGCGGCGCUCUCCACGCCGUCGCAGCAAGUGCAGGAGGCUGUGGCUAAUUGUCUACCGUAUCUGACGGAUUCCAUCAAGGAGGACGCACCGAAAAUCGUGGACAAUCUAAUGGACCAGUUGCUCAAGUCAGACAAGUACGGAGAGCGCAAAGGCGCCGCGUACGGACUAGCGGGGCUCAUCAAAGGCAUGGGAAUCCUCGCGUUGAAGCAACUGGAUAUUAUGAGCAAGCUGACCACCGCGAUCCAAGACAAAAAGAACUACCGACACCGCGAAGGUGCGCUGUUCGCUUUUGAGAUGCUGUGUACGAUGCUCGGCAGAUUAUUCGAGCCCUACAUCGUUCACGUACUGCCACACUUGCUACUGUGCUUUGGCGAUUCGAGUCAGUACGUGAGAACCGCUACCGAUGACACUGCCAGAGUAGUUAUGAGUAAACUUUCCGCCCACGGCGUUAAACUCGUUCUGCCAAGUUUACUGGCGGCCUUGGAAGAAGACUCGUGGAGAACAAAAACAGGAUCGGUCGAGUUACUUGGAGCUAUGGCAUAUUGUGCGCCGAAACAAUUGAGCAGUUGCUUGCCAAGUAUCGUUCCCAAACUGAUAGAGGUACUCAGCGAUUCCCACACAAAAGUGCAAGAAGCUGGUGCGGAAGCGCUUAAGGUCAUUGGAAGUGUCAUUCGCAAUCCAGAAAUCCAGGCCAUCGUGCCUGUAUUGCUGAAAGCACUGCAGGAUCCGUCGCAUAAAACCGCUACCUGUUUGCAAACAUUGUUGGACACACAAUUCGUACACUUCAUCGAUGCUCCUUCGUUAGCGUUGAUCAUGCCCGUUGUGCAGCGCGCAUUCCUCGAUCGCUCGACAGAGACUAGGAAAAUGGCCGCGCAAAUUAUCGGCAAUAUGUACUCCUUGACAGAUCAGAAAGAUCUGACUCCGUAUUUGCCGACUAUUAUUCCUGGUCUAAAGACAAGUCUGCUCGACCCGGUGCCCGAAGUACGCAGCGUGUCGGCGAGAGCGCUGGGCGCGAUGGUACGAGGAAUGGGCGAGUCCAGUUUCGAGGAUUUGCUACCUUGGCUGAUGCAAACGCUGACUUCCGAAACCAGCAGUGUCGAUAGAUCCGGCGCCGCCCAGGGUCUGUCCGAGGUGGUGCGCGGACUGGGAGUCGAGAAACUUCACAAACUCAUGCCGGAGAUCAUCAGCACCGCGGAGAGAACUGACAUUGCUCCUCACGUGAAGGACGGAUAUAUCAUGAUGUUCAUAUACAUGCCGAGUGCGUUCACCACAGAAUUCACGCCGUACAUAGGUCAGAUCAUCAAUCCGAUCUUAAAGGCGCUGGCCGACGAGAACGAAUACGUGCGGGAAACCGCGCUGAGGGCGGGACAGCGUAUCGUUACGCUUUAUGCCGAUUCGGCGAUAAUGCUAUUGCUACCUGAACUGGAAAAGGGUCUCUUUGACGACAACUGGCGCAUUCGAUAUUCGUCCGUGCAAUUAUUAGGCGAUCUGCUCUAUAGGAUCUCCGGUGUAUCGGGCAAAAUGUCAACCGAAACCGCGAGCGAAGAUGACAACUUUGGUACGGAGCAAUCGCACUAUGCUAUUAUAAACGCCUUGGGCGCGGAGAGACGGAAUCGCGUGUUGGCUGGCCUAUACAUGGGUAGAUCGGACGUAGCUCUCAUGGUACGCCAGGCGGCUCUACAUGUCUGGAAGGUGGUAGUGACAAAUACUCCGAGAACGCUGCGAGAAAUAUUACCAACGUUGUUCACUCUUCUGCUGGGAUGUUUGGCAAGUACGAGUUACGAUAAGAGACAAGUGGCCGCUCGGACAUUGGGCGAUCUCGUUAGGAAAUUGGGAGAGCGAGUAUUGCCGGAGAUCAUACCGAUUUUGGAAAAAGGCUUACAGAGCGACCAAGCCGAUCAGCGCCAAGGUGUGUGCAUAGGCCUCUCAGAGAUUAUGGCGAGCACCAACAAAGACAUGGUGCUGACCUUUGUUAUCAGUCUUGUACCAACAGUCAGAAAAGCGCUGUGCGAUCCGUUGCCAGAAGUGCGACAGGCUGCAGCCAAGACUUUCGAUGGUUUGCAUUCCACGGUGGGCGUUCGCGCCCUUGAUGAUAUAUUGCCGGCAAUGUUAACGCAAUUGAACUCACCGGAUCCGGCAGAGGCGGAGAAUACCUUGGACGGUUUACGUCAAGUGAUGGCGAUCAAGUCGCGAGUUGUACUACCGUAUCUAGUCCCGCAGUUAGCUUCGCCGCCGGUUAACACAAAGGCACUGUCGAUACUGGCCAGUGUGGCAGGUGAAGCAUUGACAAGGUUCCUUCACAGGAUCUUACCAGCAUUACUCACUGCUCUUUCCAGUGCGCAAGGAACGGCAAACGAACUGCAGGAGUUAGAGUAUUGUCAGGCUGUCGUUCUUUCCGUCACCGACGAGGUAGGCGUCAGAACCGUGAUGGAUCAGCUAAUGGAAGCUACGAGAGCGGAAGAUCUCUCGAAACGGCGAAGUGCCGCGACAUUGCUUUGCGCGUUUUGUCGCGACACUCGCGCCGAUUACAGUCAAUAUGUCCCGCAAUUGCUGAGGGGUUUGAUUCAUUUAUUCACCGACGAAGACAGGGAUGUAUUGCAGAUGAGUUGGGAAGCACUCACAGCUGUCACUAAGACUCUAUCAUCUGAGCAGCAAAUAGCGCACGUGCAGGACAUUAGACAAGCCGUUCGAUUUGCAGUGUCUGAUUUGAAAGGUCAGGAAUUGUUACCUGGAUUCUGUCUUCCCAAGGGAAUCACGCCGAUCCUACCGAUCUUCAGAGAAGCUAUACUGAACGGUUUGCCGGAAGCGAAGGAACACGCAGCUCAAGGAUUAGGAGAAGUGAUAAGAUUAUCCAGCGCAGCUGCGUUGCAACCGAGUGUCGUACACAUUACCGGUCCGCUUAUCCGAAUCCUUGGUGACCGUUUUAAUUGGAGCGUUAAAGCAGCGGUCCUCGAGACGCUUGCAAUAUUACUUGGAAAGGUUGGUGUUAUGUUAAAACAAUUCCUGCCGCAACUGCAAACUACGUUCUUGAGAGCCUUGAAUGACAGCAAUCGGCAGGUCAGGUUAAAAGCUGCUUAUGCUCUUAGCAAUCUGAUUGUUAUUCAUACGCGUGUCGAUCCUUUAUUCACUGAACUUCAUACUGGUAUCAAAACAGGAGAUGAUCCAGCGAUAAGGGAAACGAUGCUACAAGCUCUCAGAGGUGUUCUGACCCCUGCUGGCGACAAAAUGACCGAUCCGAUGAAGAAACAAGUAUUCGCAACGCUGAGUAGCAUGCUUGGUCAUCCGGAAGACAUUACAAGAAACGCAGUUGCUGGUUGUUUCGGUGCCCUUUUGCGAUGGUUAACUCCAGAACAAUUAGCGGUCGCAUUUAACGAUCACCUUUUAUGUAAUGAUGUUAAUGCCGACUGGGUGCUCAGGCAUGGACGUUCAGCUGCACUUUUCGUGGCGCUAAAAGAAUCACCCGGCACGGUGUAUAAUCCUAAGGAGAAGGAUCGCGUAUGCGCAGUGAUACUCUCGUAUUUGGCAGCGGACAGAGUGCAGAUUGUAAUGAAUGGCGUACGAGCAUGUGGAUACUUAUUUCAGUAUCUUAUGAAUGAAUCGCAGCCAAUACCGCAACAAAUUUUGUCACCUUUCGUGAGGUCAAUGAAUAAUAACAGCAAUGAUGUGAAGCAAUUACUCGCCCGAGUUUGCAUUCAUCUUGCACGUAAUAUACCACCCGAAAAUAUGUCGCCUGAACUGCUCAGAGCUCUUUUGCCAAUGUUAGUGAACGGCACGAAAGAGAAGAAUGGAUAUGUUAAAGCGAAUAGCGAGCUUGCGCUUAUUGCGGUGCUUCGAUUGAGACAGGGUGAAGAAGAACACCAGCGCUGCAUGGCUUUCUUAGAUGCUGGCGCGGGAGAAUCUCUCUCCGAUGUGGUCAGCAAAGUGUUGCGUAAAGUUCUCUCUCAACCGGAGGGCAAAAUAGAGGAAUUAGAUGAUACGUUACUCACGUGAGAGAUAUUGUACUUCCCGGGGCUUAUUACGCACUAUACCCGUUCCAAUAAUCGUAUUAUCCGCCAUUAUUCGCCCGAUCCCUAUAAAAAAGAGAUUUAUCGUUCAUGUAUCAGCUGCAUUAUGAACAAGCUAACUCGUUCAGCAUUGUAUCUCGAUAAACAAUUAAAGAGCGUGAAGCGGAACUGUCGCUCAAUGGCAUUCAAAUUACUUAAAUUAAGAUAUCCUGAAAAUAUCAAGCGAUUCGAACCAGAAUUGUACAUACUUUUACGAGAGAUGUUUUCUAUGAUUCUUAUAACGACCGCCUGACAUUUAACGAUUCCAAUGUCGAUAAUUGCCCGUACGUUUUCUCACUUGAGAGAUCAGAGGUGACGAUCGGCAUCUAUUAUUGACGCUUUCUCUGUUAAAAAUGUAAGAUUUAUUAUUUAAGCCGUUGUUUUAUUCACGGCUGUAUUUAUAUAAAACGAUCACAGAAUGUUUAUGAAGUCUUUACAAUUUUAACAUAAUUGUAUUGUGCAUAUACUAUCGAUUGAUUGUUUUAUUUACUACAAGAAGAAAACUAAUGAAAAUUCACGAUCAUCAAAUUUUGAAAGCUCAAUGUUUCGCUUAUGUAACUAAGUUACAGGCUGUAUAAGAACAGUGCUGGAUUUAUCUUUGCACGAAGUAUGCACUAAUUCAUUCGUGUGUUAUCAGAAGUGACAAUGUAUGUUUUACAGUAUAGUUGGUAAUUUUGUUAACGUUUGAGAGACAACAACUAGUGCAAAGUAAUCGAAAAGAACGGGGAAAUGCGUAAGUGCUUUGGUUAAAAAUGUUAAUGUUUAUCUUAAGUCUUAAGUAUUGUUUGUUAUAAUAUAAAUUAUUUUUAACAUCUCUCAUACAUUCUUUUAUAUAGAUAAUUUUUUUAUGUUUUCCUUCUUUACAAAUACGACGAAAUAUAUGAUAGGCGAUAAAAACGAAGAAAUAUUUCUUAAAAAUUAUAGAAAUGAAAAUAUGAUUAAAAGAAUAAUAUGAAACAUAAUUGAUAGUAAUUGAAAUAUAUCUCAUCUUUAUAUCACGUUGUUAUUCAUGCAAAUAUGAUUGCAUAUAAUAAAGGCAGUUCUUCAGUAGAAAUAUCUAAUAACUCAAACAUUAUAAUACUAUCAAAUCGAUUAUGAUUUACGCUAUUCUGUAUCUUGUUGACUAUUUGUUAUGAAUAAUUGAAAGUGAAUAAUACACUACAUUUUCUUGAAAAAUGAAAA
Messenger RNA from Pogonomyrmex barbatus (red harvester ant), 9231 nucleotides. It is a transcript of the gene l(3)80Fj, whose product is annotated as lethal (3) 80Fj. The record is from RefSeq and is a predicted model, not a curated record. Gene Ontology annotation, cellular component: cytosol. NCBI's taxonomy places the organism in Eukaryota, Metazoa, Arthropoda, Insecta, Hymenoptera, Formicidae. Gene Ontology annotation, molecular function: protein kinase regulator activity. Gene Ontology annotation, biological process: regulation of translation; cellular response to amino acid starvation.